AUGGCAGGACAAGGGUCUCCCACCGGAGUAGAGCAGAACUGCAAUGGUGGGUCUCCCACCAGGGUUCUCCAGGUUGACAGCAAAAAAAGCAAUGCUGAAGACCAGGCAGCACAAGAUGUCAGCUUGAAAAACGCUGGUGAGGAACCAUAUAUGUGUGCGAUUUGUGGAUUCAGGACAACAGAACAGUCUGACCUAUUCCGACAUAUAAGAUCCCAUACAAGUGAGGAACCCUACCAGUGUGACCAGAGUGACUCUUCAGAAGCACAGAAGCCCAACCUUGACUACCAUAUAUCAGCAAAACCUGGAGAUGAGCAUAAAGCAAACCAUAGUGGUGAGAAACAACCCUACAGAGCAGAUCAAAAGUCUCACCUAUCUGAGCAUAUGAGAAUACAUACAGGAGGAAAACCCUUCAAGUGUGACCAGUGUGACUAUUCUGCAACACGGAAGUCCCGCCUUGACCACCAUGUGUCAACAAAACACAGAAAUGAGGAUGAAACAAACCCUUGUGCUAAGAAACCUUACAUGAUGUGUGGGGAGUGUAGGUACAAAACAACUCUUAUGUCUGACCUGUAUCAGCAUAUGAAAACCCAUAAAGGUGAUCUUAAGAGACCCUACAUGUGUGGGGAGUGUGGAUGCAGACUGGUACAACAAGAAAAGACGGUUACCCACCCCUAUAGUGAUGAGUUUAGGUAUGUAGCAGCUCAAAAGACUGACUCAAGCCACAUGAAGUGA
This is a messenger RNA of Branchiostoma floridae (Florida lancelet), 732 nucleotides long. Its product is annotated as histone-lysine N-methyltransferase PRDM9-like. Bases 1 to 732 code for a protein of 243 amino acids. Gene Ontology annotation, biological process: regulation of transcription by RNA polymerase II. The transcript has 2 exons. Gene Ontology annotation, cellular component: nucleus. Gene Ontology annotation, molecular function: RNA polymerase II transcription regulatory region sequence-specific DNA binding; DNA-binding transcription factor activity, RNA polymerase II-specific. Lineage: Eukaryota; Metazoa; Chordata; Leptocardii; Amphioxiformes; Branchiostomatidae. The record is from RefSeq and is a predicted model, not a curated record.